Molecule: messenger RNA, 1548 nt
Organism: Phaethon lepturus (White-tailed tropicbird)
Lineage: Eukaryota; Metazoa; Chordata; Aves; Phaethontiformes; Phaethontidae
Product: ADP-ribosylation factor-like protein 5B
Exons: 5
Coding region: 62-490 (142 amino acids)
Biological process (GO): protein localization to Golgi membrane; vesicle-mediated transport; intracellular protein transport
Cellular component (GO): trans-Golgi network; cytoplasm
Molecular function (GO): GTPase activity; GTP binding
Source: RefSeq, a predicted model, not a curated record
CAAAGUAAUCAUAGUGGGACUUGAUAAUGCUGGAAAGACUACUAUUCUUUACCAAUUCUUAAUGAAUGAAGUGGUUCAUACUUCUCCAACCAUAGGAAGCAAUGUAGAAGAAAUAGUGGUGAAAAACACUCAUUUCUUAAUGUGGGACAUUGGAGGACAAGAAUCGUUAAGGUCAUCAUGGAAUACCUAUUAUUCAAACACAGAGUUCAUCAUUCUUGUUGUUGACAGCAUUGAUAGAGAGCGACUUUCUAUUACAAAAGAAGAACUUUAUAGAAUGCUGGCUCAUGAGGAUUUACGGAAGGCUGCAGUUCUCAUCUUUGCAAACAAGCAGGACAUGAAAGGUUGCAUGACAGCUGCAGAGAUCUCUACAUACCUCACUCUUAGCUCCAUAAAGGAUCACCCGUGGCACAUUCAGUCCUGUUGUGCCUUGACAGGAGAAGGAUUAUGCCAAGGCUUGGAGUGGAUGACCUCCCGUAUUGGAGUGAGAUAGCUUUUCCCCCCUCCCACAAAAAGAAGAGACUUCUAUUUAUCCUGUGAACAUGUACAUUUUUCUGUACUUCUGGCUGCUGAGGCAGUGACCAUGUUUAAUUUAUAUCAGCCAACCCCCAAACUGUACUUGAAUCAAGUGCAGUUGAACUGAAACACAAAGUAUUUUCUUAACUUUUUUUAAUACACUAAUCUUCAACUGGAUGAACAUAUGUGAAUCUGUUUUUAAGCAUUGAAAUUUCUCUGAAUAUGUAUUCUAACUUUUUCAAUGAUAGCUUUUUAAAAUCUGUUUUGUCAUUGUCAAUAUUUCAUACUUCCUCUUUUUAAAUAGUUUCUAUAACUUACUAUCAUAAAUGAGUGCAGCUUGUUUAAUAAUGAAAAAGUAGUGAGUAAGUUGACUUUACUCUGGCAUAGUUUAGCCUCUAAGGAUAAUCAUAUCUCCAGCUGGGCUUCCUGGAACAUCAGUAGAGUUCUAGCCAGCAUGGGAGUUAAUAGUUAUGAAUGAAAGUUCUUAAAUUCUGAACGAGUUAAUUAUAGUUAGUAUUGUGGUGGCUUUUAACCUGGUAUAUAAUUGAACUUCUGCCUUAAAAAAAAAAAAUCUAUGUCAUUCUCAAUUUCUCUGGUAAGUAGUUCUAGGAUAUGAUUCUUUUUCUUUGACUUGAAAAUACAUCUCUGUACAGUGGAUAAAUAUUUUGUUAUUAAGUGGUGGUUUAGUCAUCUAGAACUUGAAUACCUUUUUAGAAAUAAACUUCUUGAUAACUAAAUUUGAAAUCACGGCAGCCAGUGUUACGUGUAGACUUGCUGUAAUCUGUUAAAAUUUUAAAUACUGUACACAUAAACCUUCCUCACCUUUUGGUGAGAAUGCUAUUUUCUAAAUGAAUGCAAAAUCAAAAGGGAAGCCAGAUUUAUAAACAGAACAAAAUCAUGGUGCUGUAUCUGUAGACUUCAGAGUGAAGCUAAUCUUGACAUUUAUUCACCUACUAUCAUAUAUGUUUUCAGACUCUGUUGCACAGAAAAUAUUUUGCCUUAAAUUUGUUUUUAGUCUUAUUUGCAGGAGAGAAC